AGUGUGAACAUGAAGGCCCUAACAUUAAUUCUGAGCUGUGUUAUCCUGGCUGUUUGUCUGGUGCAGCAGACAGGAGGCGCCAGCACGGCAGUAUCUACGACGACAACGACAACAACAACAACAACAACCACGGAAUCUUCCUCUUCAUCUGACACCACAACUACUGAAUCGUCUAGUGACACUACCAGCACCACUUCAAGCUCCAGCUCUAGCUCUAGCUCCAGCUCUUCUAGCUCUUCCUCAGCACUUAAGCGGUUGAGAAGGAGGCUGAGACGUCUCAGGCGUUUGCAACGUCUGAGGUUGGCCAGACAGAGGAGGAGAUACAACAGGCUUUUGGCUGCCGAAAGGAGAAGGCUAGCUAGGAGAACAACUGGUACCAGGAGCGGUACUUCCAGGAGGAGCGGUACCUCUAGGAGGAGCGGUACCUCCAGGAGAAGCGGUACUACCAGGAGAAGGAUUGUAUUGUGAACUUAAGGAUGUCGAACAUUUAAAUAUGAAGCAAUAAACAUUGAAUGC
Messenger RNA from Drosophila albomicans, 516 nucleotides. RefSeq names its product protein new-glue 3-like. The transcript is spliced from 2 exons. The coding region runs from base 10 to 468 and encodes 152 amino acids. The record is from RefSeq and is a predicted model, not a curated record. NCBI's taxonomy places the organism in Eukaryota, Metazoa, Arthropoda, Insecta, Diptera, Drosophilidae.